AAUGAAUAGCACACUAAGUUCAGAAGAUUUAGAUAAUGAUAUAAGAAUAUAACAAGUUUAAUAAAGUGCUCCUGAUGCAGUGCAAUUUUACAUUAGCGAGGAGUAUGAGUUAACAAAUAUUUAUAUAUUAGGAAUUUCAAUAAUGAUCCAUAUGAAAUUAUAUAAUAAAAGGUAGUAGCAUUUCAACCAAUUAAAUCUAAAGAUGAUACAAGAUGUGAUCAGGCAUCAAAAGAUGGUGGAAAGAAAUUUGAAAAUAAGAAAUAAAUUAAGUGUAUGAGGUCUGUAGGUACAUAUGUGAUUUAACAAAUUGGACGUAAAAUUUUAUCAGGAGACAUGAAUCUAACUAAAAUUAGUUUUCCAAUAAAAGCAAUGAUUGCAAAAUCAGCGUUGGAGAAAAAUUUGCAAUCUACAAUCUUUUUUCCUCUGUAUAUCAAUAGGGCUGUUCAAACAGUAGAUUAUAUGGAGUAGUUAAAAUUAGUAAUAACUGCUACAAUCGCUACAUUCCACAUAAAUUUGAGUUUUCAUAAACCUUUGAAUCCUAUCUUAGGAGAAACAGUAGAAGGCUUCCUAUCUGAUGGAACAAAAUUAUAUGCCGAAUAAAUAAGUCACCAUCCGCCUAUAAGUUAAUUUUAUGGAGUUGGUAGAGAAAAUACUUAUAAAUAUUUUGGGUAUCAUGAUUUAUUAUCAUAAGUAAUUAUUGUUAUGAAGCAUCUGCUGGAUUAAACUCUAUAACUCUAAAAAAUAAGGGGAAAAGAACUAUAGUAUUUAAUGGAGGUUAAAGAAUUGAUUAUAAUUUUGCUUAUGAACUUUAUAGUGGAACAAUUAUGGGCUCUAUGAAAGUGGAAGUAUGAUAAUUAUUAAUAAAUCAUUUAGACUCUUGGGGUAUCUACUUAUUAAACUAAUAAAGGAUUGACAGCAACUUUGAAAUUCGGAAAAGUAAAAAGAAAGGCUACUGAUUAUUUUGAAGGUUCAAUAAAUAUGGGACCUUAAGAAUUAUGUAAAAUAUUUGGUACUUACAUGGGAUAUAUAGAAUUCGAUGGAGUCAGAUAUUGGGAUCAUAGACAUAUGGUAUAUAUAAAUCAAUUUUAUUUAGUAUCCACAUUAAGUUACAAUUAAACCUCCUUUUCUACCAUCUGAUGCAUAAUUAAGAGGAGAUUAUACUAAUUUAGCAGCUUUGGAUAUUGACAAAGCAUAAAUUGAAAAAGAGAAUUUAGAAAACUUAUAAAGACAUGAUGCUAAAUUAAGGACUAAAUUUAAAGAGAUUAGAAGAAAAAAAGAAGAGAAAAAAAAAUCACAUGAUCAUCAUGAUUGA
Molecule: messenger RNA, 1312 nt
Organism: Paramecium sonneborni
Lineage: Eukaryota; Ciliophora; Oligohymenophorea; Peniculida; Parameciidae
Source: the annotation of a GenBank genome assembly